Lachancea nothofagi CBS 11611 is the source of this 1632-nucleotide messenger RNA. NCBI's taxonomy places the organism in Eukaryota, Fungi, Ascomycota, Saccharomycetes, Saccharomycetales, Saccharomycetaceae. The record is from the annotation of a GenBank genome assembly.
AUGUCUGGAGUUCAAGAUGAUGUGGUUAACAACCUGAAGGUUGUUAUUGCGGAAACGUUGAAGACUUUGCCCAACUUUAACGAAGAUGUCAACUAUGUGGCUGAAUACAUCGUGCUGUUGAUGUCUAACGGCGGAAAUUUAGAAUCAGUCGUUCAGGAACUCACUUCACUGUUUGAUACCGUGCCAGCUGAGGCGUUCCAAAAUGUUGCUCAAAACGCUUACAAGGCGAUGGAAUUUCUGCAAAGUGGAGAUUCCUUGGAAACGGCGGUGGCCAAACUGACGGGUCAACAUCAACAACAACAACAACAACAACAACAACAACAACAACAACAACAACAACAACAACAACAACAGCAACAGCAGCAACCAGCUGCGCCCCAACAUCAACCCAUAAUGCAUGAACAGGAAAACUCUGCGCCUCAACCGCAGAUUCCCCAGCAACCGUCAGCGUUUGGAAUGGGUACUGAAAGCUCUAUUUUCGCCUCUGCCUCAACGCAACCGAAGUCUGCCUUUGAAGGCUUGGUGGACGUUUCUGCUGCUCCAGCGCACACUUCCAACUCUGCCGGAAUCGCGAAGGCAGGCCACUCUCAACGUGGCGGAGGAGUUAGCAAAUUCGGCAGCCGUGGCGGGCGUGGGGAGCGCCCAGAGCGCCCUGAUCGUUCUGAUCGUGGAGGAUUCAAUAAAGGUGGAAUCAACAAAAAAAAUAAUAAUCACAGUAAUAACGCUUUAGCAAUGGCCUUAGGUUUGGAGGAACCAAACAUCAACUUCGUUUCCAAGAAGCAAGGUCGCUGCCAAGUGUUUCCACGCUGUCCCCUGGGUAAGACCUGCCCACACGCGCAUCCCACCCAGGCAUGCAGAGAAUAUCCCAACUGCCCCAACCCCCCUGGAACAUGUAAUUACUUACAUCCUAACGAGGACGUGGAACUGAUGAAAGAUAUUGAAAGAACCCGCGAGGAGUUUCGUGAAAAGAGGGCGGCAUUUGCCGCUGCCAGGAACAAGCCCGAACGUACUGGGAUUGUUUUAUGUAAAUUUGGGCUUUUGUGUUCUAACCAGCAGUGUCCAUUCGGUCAUCCAACCCCAGUCAACGAGGACGCUAAAGUUAUUACUUUUGCAUGGUGCCCUGAAAAUCUGAAUUGUCAAAACCCUGCUUGUGACAAGGCUCAUAGUUCCGCAUCGAAGAUCAAAGAAGUUGCUCCCGUCGUUUCACGCAAACCUCAACGUCCGGUCGUGGAGAAGUCUUUGGAACAGUGUAAAUUUGGUGCCAAUUGUACCAAUAAAAGGUGCAAAUUCAGACACGCACGCUCGCACAUUAUGUGUCGCGAAGGUGCGAAUUGCACAAGAAUCGAUUGCCUUUUCGGUCAUCCAAUAAACGAGGAUUGUAAGUUUGAUGUUGAAUGUCGAAACAUUUAUUGUUUGUUCAAACACCCUGAAGGUCGGCAAGUUCCACAGAAGCCUUCACAGGCGUCCAGCACGAACAACAACGACAACAACGACAGUAACAACCCUAACAUGUGGAAUAACUCGGAUUCACAGUCUGAAAAUAGAUCGACUAAUGAACGCGCUUUCGCUGUGCCCGAUAAUCAAGUGAUCGAGUCCGCGCCAGCGCAGGAAAAUGAUGCGAUCAUGGGAUAG